AGAGUCUCAAGACACGACCUAUACAAUUCAGAAUCUGAUAUAGAACCUUCCGAUGAUGGUCAAACACCAAUACUACCGAACUUGGAGUUCGAGAUUAUAGACAAGACACAAGACGAUGAUCAAGUGAUGGGUGAUGCCCAAGAAGAAGAAGAGGAUUUUGAUUUCCCUCUUUUCUCAAUGGGAACCACCACCACCACGGCCGCAAAACCAGAGGAGCAAAAAGAUCAAGAAGAAGAAUCACUUCGUGGAAGAACACAAGAGAAACAAAACACAAUGAGAAUUACACUUAGAUCUCCUUCACCAGAAGUAAUAAUACAAGAGAGACCCAGAUCUUAUUACUUUGCAGAAAAUGAUGAAGAGGUAAAGGCAAAAUUUGCUCAAGCAGCUAUAACAGGUGAUGAUGUGAUAAGACAAAGUUUAAUACCGUAUGGACCAAUAGGGAAAGUUAUCAAUUUGAAUGAGCAUAAUGCUAAGAUAGAGAAAGAGUUGGAAAAAAUCAACAAGAAGGCAAGACCAGGGAAAAAGAAGAGACUGGCUUCUAUAAAGGCAACAGAGCACAAUAAAGAGAGAUUGAAAGUUCAAAAACAAAAUGAACAAAAAGCCAAAGCGAAAUUAAUGAAAAAAAUACAUCAUAAACGUGGUGGUAAGAAACAUAAAAAGAAAGAAGGAGCCUCUGAUGCCCAAGGCAAAACAAAAUAUAGAACUGAAUGA
Molecule: messenger RNA, 711 nt
Organism: Hansenula anomala
Lineage: Eukaryota; Fungi; Ascomycota; Saccharomycetes; Phaffomycetales; Wickerhamomycetaceae
Exons: 1
Source: RefSeq, a predicted model, not a curated record